AGAGAGAGUGUGUGAUGUGAGGAAAAUGGUGGAGAAAUUUAGUUUUUAGAGAGAGAGAGAGGAGAGAGAGAGGGGCAAAUGAAGGAGGAAGAGGCUGGGAAAAAGGAGGCUGAGCUGAAAUGGAGAGCCUGGCCGUGCUCAGGCAACUCAUUGGCCAGAUUCAGGAGUUUUGGGACGUUUUUGGCUCGAGGCCUCACCAUGAAAGAUGGUGUUUUCUCGACAUAGAGAACAGUUCCACAGAUGACACCCACAGCAGCACAAGGAGGGUUCGCACCUCAAGCUCCCUAAAGAUGGUGGGUGACUCGAAGCCCCCUCCUUCCAAACGCUCUCGUAGAGAGAGAAACCAUGAGAGAAACAAAGACAAGGUCCAAUCUGAACCUAUGGAAGAGCAAAUUUGGAAGGACUUCCCAGAAGACCUCUUCGAGGCAGUGAUUGCUCGUCUCCCCAUUGCGACCUUCUUUCGAUUUCGUUCAGUCUGUCGAAAGUGGAACUCGCUUCUUGGCGCCCAAAGCUUCUCUCUGCAAUGCGCACAGGUACCCCAACGUCUCCCUUGGUUCUACACCAUAACCCAUGAAAACACAAAUGCUGGUGCUAUAUAUGAUCCCUCUCUCAAGAAAUGGCAUCACACCACCACCCCACCAUUGCCAUCUAGGGCUAUAACCCUACCCGUGACCUCAGCAGGUGGCCUAGUUUGCUUCCUUGACAUAGGCCACCGAAACUUUUACGUAUGCAACCCGCUAACCCGCUCAUUCAAAGAACUCCCCUCGAGAUCUGUUAGGGUUUGGUCUCGGGUAGCUGUUGGAAUGAUACUCAAUGAAGGGGACACUAGCUAUAAGAUCCUAUGGUUAGGGUGCAACGGAGAUUUCGAAGUAUUUGAUUCUAUCUCUAACACUUGGGCUCGAUCAGGUAGCAUGCCCACUGAUAUCAAGAUACCGUUGGCCCUAAACUUCAGGUCCCAAGCCGUUUCAAUAGGUGGGUCCUUGUAUUUUAUGAGAACAAACCCUGAUGGGCUCGUAAUUUAUGAUUCGAACAUUGGGGCUUGGCAACAAUUGGUGAUACCACCACCACCACAAGCUACCGACCUUGUGUUGGCUCAAUGUGGGUCUCGAAUCAUGCUUGUAGGCUUGCUUUCAAGAAAUGCGGCCACAUGCGUGUGUGUUUGGGAGUUGCAAAGGAUGACCCUUUUGUGGAAGGAGGUUGACAGAAUGCCAAAUAUAAUGUGCUUAGAGUUUUAUGGAAAGCAAGUGAGGAUGAGUUGCUUGGGGAAUAGGGGUUUGGUGCUCUUGAGCUUAAGGUCGAGGCAGCUGAACCGGUUGGUUGUGUAUGAUGUCGAGCGGAGAGAGUGGAGCAAGGUGCCUGCAUGUGUGUUGCCGAGAGGGGGGCGGAAGCGGCAAUGGAUCGCAUGUGGGACAUCAUUCAGGCCCUGCCUCACAGCCUCGGCAUGAGAGAGAGAGCUUCUCGUCUCUUUGGCUCUGGGAUUGUGGAGGUACGUUAUGUGCUUAUGUGAUUCGCGUGUCUAUUGCAUUGGAGGGAGGGUGGGUCUCAAAGCGAAUUUUGUUUUGAGUUAAUUUCGACUGAGAAAGACAAUUGGAAAGGUUGACUGACUGACUGACUCUUGGCUAAAAUUUGUUUGAACUUAAGCUUUAUGUUGGUGGACCUGAUUGCUCUCUAGGUCUUUCGUGCA
Messenger RNA from Amborella trichopoda, 1684 nucleotides. It is a transcript of the gene LCR, whose product is annotated as Galactose oxidase/kelch repeat superfamily protein. Lineage: Eukaryota; Viridiplantae; Streptophyta; Magnoliopsida; Amborellales; Amborellaceae. Gene Ontology annotation, molecular function: protein binding. The record is from RefSeq and is a predicted model, not a curated record.